AUGCCGGCUCGACGGAGUAUAAAGAAGAAGGGGCGACUGCAGGAGGCAGAGGCGGCCUCUAAAAGCAUCAAGACCAUCUACGACGACGGCCACGCGGCAGAUCACCUUGACGAAGAGGAGGACGUUGGCAGCACCUGCCCGAUUGUGGAGGAGCCCUCGACGCGUGAGGCGCAGACGGAGUAUGUUGAACGAAUCAUCGAAGAGGUCGAAGCGAAAGCCCGGGAGUGGUGCGAUGCAAUCAUGGACGAGAACGCGUCCAACAUCCGGAUGCAGAAGCGAACUCGCGACCGAGUGAAGAACAAGAUCAACCGCAAGUUCCGACAUAUGAAGCUGUCGGACCUGUGCCACAUGUCCGGGAACGACUACAACGCGGCGCUGCUGAUGGCGGUGCCCCCGGAGGAGCGCGCGGUCUUGCUGGCGGAGGCCGGGGAGGACACGGACGAGGAGGAGGACGACGAGGAGAACAUGCCCACCGCGGUGAAGGGGCGGAACCCACCACGGAUGGUUCCAGCCACGCCGAAGGGCGGCGGAAGGCCUGCCGGAUCACGCGUAACGCGCUCCGCCGUCAAGGGGGCUCGCAUCUCGUCUCGGUUGUCGGUAGCGGCGGAACCGCUGCCGGUUGAAGCAGGAGCGGUGGCGCAAACGCCAACGGGCCGCGCUAGGGGGGCCGGGGGGCGUGCUAUGCGGUCCGCCGUCAAGGGGGGCGGGGCGCCUGGGCGUGACGUCUAUCCGCUGUCGACUUCCAUCGAGAAUAUUCCCAAGCUUUCGGAGAGCGUCAUCACAGAGCUUCACAAACGUUUCGACCCUGACUGCACGGUGUGGCAAUGUCUGGACAUCGUCUUCCAGCCCAAGAUCGAGGGGUACACUCGCCACGCGGAGGCUGUGUGCGCUGAGCUGCGGCAGAACAUCGCCGAGAGGAGCAGACAGCUUCGCGCCAGGAUCCCGCCUCUUCCCGCCGACCCGCCUGAAAAGAAGAAGGCCAAGAAGAAGGCCAAGACUGCGAAGCCGAGGGCGAAGCCAAGGGCUAGGAGGGGUGCCGCUGCAGGCGGGGAUGUCGAGGUUUCGUCCCCGGUAGUGGAGGUUGACAAGGAGGAGGAGGAGGUGGUGGUCGAGGAAGAGGAGGAGGUGGUCGAGGAGGAGGAGGAAGAGGAGGCCGGAGGGACGGCGAAGGUGGCUCUUUCGAUCAGCGGAGGACCGUAUGACGGUUCGGUGUUCGAGAUCACCGUGGAAGAGGACGGGGACGCGCGGCUAGUAGGACGCUCUACUGGGAAGAAGUUCAAGAACCACGGGAUCAGCCUCCGCAGAGACUCGGAGGUUUCCAUCACGCAUGGCAUGUUUAUGAACUCCGGGGGAAGGGUCACCUACAUGGACAAUGGCAGCACUAACGGGACUGAGGUGGAUGGGGAAUGGGUGGAGCCGAAGAUUGCCUACGGGGUCGUCGCUGGGUCUACGCUGCUGAUUGGCCAGAGCCACUGCACCGUGGCAAUCACGCUAUGGGUCUCUUUGCACCGGUGCCGGAUGGUGAUGGUGGACGUCAUCUCCGACUUUAAUCGGACACGGUACGAUUCAGCGGUGGCAGUGCCCCUUGCGGGGGGAGGGUCUCGAUUGGAAAUUCUCGCUCACAACAAAUGUGACGUGUGUUGUUUGGAUUCAGUCGGUGUCUUUGUCUUCUGA
Ectocarpus siliculosus is the source of this 1674-nucleotide messenger RNA. Lineage: Eukaryota; Phaeophyceae; Ectocarpales; Ectocarpaceae. The record is from the annotation of a GenBank genome assembly.